ACUCGUAGUUCGAAUACGUCUCGGUAGAACGCACAAUACAUAAUAACUGGUUUACCGAAAAACUAAUAACGUUACAAUAACAGAACUAAACUAGACGCCGUCGCUCUAUAACGCUUUUAAAAAAAAUAUUUAUAAAAUAAAAAUAAUUGUUACAUUCCAAUUUCGAAUUUGGUGUUCUGUCAAGUGACAGUAAAUAGAAAAAAAAAAAAGUUACGCGCCAUUUUAAAAAUUAGAAAAAAAAUACGCGUUCGAAAUUCGAAACAAAUGUUUUGAUUCACAUACUAUUAUUAGCCAGAGAUACAGAUAAUAGAAUCGUGAGUGUAUAAAAGUGCCUAUUGUACAAGUGAUAUGAUAACGGUUUAAAUAAAUAAUAAUAUCAGCUUGUGAUUGUGUUAUUAUUUGGUCAACAACGUAAACAUGCAGACGACGAAGUUGAGGCCGCUCUUCCAGUUGGUAUCUAUUAACAAGGAAGUUAUAAGGACUGUAGCAGUCGCCAGUACAGCGGUGAAGACAGAAACCUUAAAACCAUGGAACGCGAUCCCAGGACCGUCAUCGUUGCCCAUCAUUGGACAAAUACACCAUUUCCUUCCCGGAGGCAGUUUUGGUGACAUGAAAGACCCUGAAACUAUAUCGAGGCUGCUUGAAACGUAUGGACCAAUUGUAAGGCUGGACAGCAUGCUGGGGAAACCACCUCUGCUCUUCUUAAGUGACCCUGACAGCGCGGAACUUGUUUUACGAAGUGAAAACUGGUUGCCGCACCGUCCCGGGUUUCAUUCGCUCGAAUAUUAUAGAAACGAUUACAAGAAAGAUAGAGGACACGUAACAGGACUUAUUUCUGAUCACGGCGAUGUAUGGAAGGAGUUCAGGUCUACAGUCAAUCCUGUGAUGUUGCAGCCUAAGACCAUCAAGCUAUACACCAAAGUACUUGAUGAGGUGGCUCAGGAUAUGAUAGUCAGGAUGAAAGCUAACCGUGAUGAGAACAACAUGAUAAAAAAAGAUUUCGAUAAAGAGAUGAACUUAUGGGCCUUGGAGUCUAUUGGUACGGUGGCUCUUGGCUGCCGACUGAACUGCUUCGAUCCGAACCUUCCAGCAGACUCGCCGGAGUGGCAGCUGAUCCAAUGCGUCCACGAUCUCUUUGCUACAGCCAAUGAGCUGGACUUCAAGCCAAGUUUAUGGAGAUAUUACUCAACGCCGACGUUCAAACAAGCUAUGAAGUUGUAUGAGCAUCAUGAGAACUUAACAAAAUACUUCAUAAAGAAGGGAAAGGAACAGUUGAAGACCAAGCCUGACAAUGAAAAGGGAGUAUUGGAGAAGCUGCUGGAAAUAAACGAAGAAGUAGCUCACAUUAUGGCCAGCGACAUGUUAUUUGCUGGUGUUGAUACAGCAGCAAACACGGUAACAGCAACAUUAUACCUUCUGGCGAAGAACCCGGAUAAGCAAGCAAAGUUAAGAGAAGAAGUGACGUCGAAUGUGGAAAAGAGAUCGUACCUAAGAGCUUGUGUUAAGGAGUCAUUAAGAGUUAUGCCUGUAGUAUCAGCAAACGCUAGGAGAACCACAAAGGAGUACAAUAUAAUGGGAUAUCAAGUGCCUAUAGGCGUAGACGUCAUCUUCGCUCAUCGAGAGAUGUCCCUAAUGGACAAGUACUACCCAAACGCCAAAGAGUACAUUCCAGAGAGGUGGCUAACCAACAAGGAUGAUCCAUUGCACUAUGGAAAUGCUCACCCAUUCGCCUAUGGACCCUUCGGUUUUGGAGCGCGAAGCUGCAUAGGUCGUCGCAUAGCAGAACUAGAAAUGGACACAUUUGUGGCGCGAUUAAUAGAAAACUUCCAAGUGGAAUGGUUCGGACCCCCGCCUACAGUCGUGCAAGAAGCGCUCAACUACAUCAAGGGACCCUACAACUUUGUAUUCAAAGACAUUAAAUGAAUAAACUAAUUUUUGAAUAAAUUUUAUUAUAGUUAAGAUAAUAUUAAUUUUAAUUAAUGUAUUUUUAUGGAUGAUAAUAAUUAUGGUUGUUUUUGAUAAAAAUAUAUGAAAUACUAGCUGACCCAGCGGACUUCGUACCGCUUUCGCGUAGCAAUGAUGCUCUACUUUAUUUUGGAUUUAUUUUAUUUUAAGGACUUUACUAAUUAAAAAAAAAAACAAAAUAUA
This is a messenger RNA of Spodoptera frugiperda (fall armyworm), 2148 nucleotides long. RefSeq names its product cytochrome P450 CYP12A2-like. The coding region runs from base 418 to 1923 and encodes 501 amino acids. The transcript has 10 exons. Gene Ontology annotation, molecular function: monooxygenase activity; oxidoreductase activity, acting on paired donors, with incorporation or reduction of molecular oxygen; heme binding. The record is from RefSeq and is a predicted model, not a curated record. Lineage: Eukaryota; Metazoa; Arthropoda; Insecta; Lepidoptera; Noctuidae.